Messenger RNA from Drosophila grimshawi, 1298 nucleotides. RefSeq lists its product as uncharacterized. NCBI's taxonomy places the organism in Eukaryota, Metazoa, Arthropoda, Insecta, Diptera, Drosophilidae. The record is from RefSeq and is a predicted model, not a curated record.
GAUUGAGGCAGCAGAAUGAUGAAAACUUCACUGUUGCUGCCACUGCUAGGCUGCAUGUGCCUUUGGGGCAGAACCUGGGCGCACCGGGAAUUGGCCGAUCUGCUGGUGCAGCAACAGAAGGAUUUGGACUUAUCGACAGCAGAAGUGGACGCAUUGCGGCCAUUCUAUCGUGAGCUACAGGCACAGCAUGACUACUUGUACAGUCUGCAGAUGCAGAAUGGCGAUGGCAGUGCCCUGUCGCUGGAGCAACCAAUCGACGCCCAAUUGGACGAUAGCUAUGCCAAGGCUUUUGAAAAGAUGCGUGCCCAGUUUAUUUUCGAUCAGAACUAUAAGCCAAGUAUUGAUUACGACACAAAGCUGCCGAGCUUGGAGCAUAUCAUUGGGCAGCCCAGCGGUGAUAUGACAGAGCAAGAGUUGCAGGAGCUAGAGGAUCUCCUGGAGAUCCUGCAGGAUGCGAUCGAUGAGUCACAGCUGGGCAUCGAUCAGCUGGUGAGACGCGCAAUAGACAUGGAAAUCAAUCUAUUGAAGCUCAACAAGCCGAAAAUUGUCACAGCUGCAAUUGCGGGACUGGAGGUGAUGUGGCAUUAUUGGGGGCGUGCCUCCCGAGCAGCAUACUGCAGCUAUUCGCAUGUCCCUCAGUUUACGGAGGCCCUGCACGCCAUCAACGGGGGCGUGGAUUGCUACGUCUACACCAUGGGACUCAUCCAGAAAAUACAGGACGAAACUGUGGAAUCUGUCAAGGAAAUAAAGCACCAAGUUCAGGGACUCGUAAAGAUCUACAAGAAGAUUGCUGCCAAGAAAACACUGAUGGGAAAAAUACUAUCCGGCGUAUUGAAUGUGUUUAGUGCAUUACGUCGGGUGCACGACAUCAUUGCGGUGGGAAUCGCUGGCUAUGACAAGAUUAACAAUCAGUUGCCAGGUGCGGUGGGUCACACAGCUGAGUGUGGUUUGGAAUUUGCCAACAGUAUUCCACAGAUGACUGAAACGGCACACAAUCUAACCGUAUGCAUUACGUUUGUGGAUACCGAUAAACCGGAAUAUGAUUUCACGAAGCCAGAGGGCGAUCGCUAUUGGAAUACUGGAGCAACACCUGGGGAUGUACCACACGAGAACGAUGUUGAUGAGGACGAUGACGAUGCCGACAAUGACGAUGAUGACUACGUUGAUCAUCGAUAAACUUAUUCACCAGCUGUGGCACAAGCAGCAGCACUGAACUUUAGAUGCUCUUGUCGGGAGUGCCCAACUAUGGGAUACCAUGUACGCAGCUAUAAAAAAUAUACUAAAUCAAUGAAAAUACA